UGGUUGAUGAACUCACAGGGAAGAACUGCUGGGUGAGGUCUGUUGUUGUUGCUGAGUAAAUAAUGCCGAAAAUCAGUAAACUUGAGACAGAAGAGCCAUGGGACUCAUUUAGUUAGUGAGGAUUUAAAACUGUCGUUUAUUCCGGACCAACAGACAUUUAUUCGGGAGCUUCUCUUGUUCCGCGUCCCGUUCAUACCUCCAGUGUUGCGGUGCAUCUCCCAUUAGCUCACUAUGGAUUGCUAGCAGCUAACCAAAGUCGCUAACGCUUCGUGCCAGUGCAGUGCACCUGUCACCGGCUUCUUUGUCUCACUCAUGUCAGUGGCUUCAUUGUCUAUUGUCUGUUAAUUAACACAACUUGUUAACAUAAACGUUAGCUACUUGUCCUGCUCACUUUUUUCAAUGUGGAAGGCGUCACUCUCCGAAAACAAGCUGCACUGCCAAAGCUAGACAAAGAAGAUGAACUGACGAUAACUCCCCGCGACCAGAAAUGCACGAUAUGAACUCUGUCCACGUCCCACUGGAUAUUUCUAAACCCAAAUAGUCAGCUAGUCUCGAAAAUAAUAAUUAUGGCGUCCUCAAAAGCAAAGGUCGGAGUCAACAGUGAGACCAACUCCCUGAAAGAAAGUAAAAGCAACGCCAGCUGUUCAGCUGGAGAAGCAUCACCAAACAACCGGUUAUAUUGCCUUGAUGACCUGGAGACCAUCGCCACAGUUGGCACGGGGACCUUUGGCCGAGUCUUCCUGGUCAAGGACAAGAAGAGCAGGGCCUUCUACGCCCUGAAGCAGAUGAAGAUCCCCGAUGUGAUCCGACUGAAGCAAGAGCAGCACGUCCACAAUGAGAAGGAGGUGCUGACGGAGGUCAACCACCCCUUCCUCAUCCGCCUGUUUUGGACCCACCACGACGAGCGCUUCCUCUACAUGCUGAUGGACUACGUGCCGGGCGGCGAGCUGUUCAGCUUCCUACGCAGCCGCGGGCGCUUCAGCAACGCCACCGGCCUCUUCUACACCUCCGAGAUCGUAUGUGCCAUCGAGUACCUCCACUCCAAAGAAAUCGUCUACCGCGACCUGAAGCCCGAGAACAUCCUGCUGGACAGCGAGGGGCACAUCCGCCUCACCGACUUCGGCUUCGCCAAGAAGCUCUCUGACAGGACCUGGACUCUGUGUGGCACCCCUGAGUACCUGGCUCCCGAAGUCAUCCAAAGCAAAGGUCACGGCCGAGCGGUGGACUGGUGGGCUCUGGGCAUCCUCGUCUUUGAAAUGCUGGCUGGGUACCCACCGUUCUUUGAUGACAAUCCAUUUGGAAUCUAUCAGAAGAUCCUGGCCGGAAAACUGGAAUUCCCACGCCAUCUGGAUUUCUAUGUCAAAGACCUCAUCAAGAAGUUUCUGGUCAUCGACCGAGCCAGGCGGUUAGGCAACAUGAAGAAUGGAGCAGAUGACGUGAAGAAGCAUCGGUGGUUCAAGACGGUCGACUGGGAGGCAGUUCCUCUGAGGAAGCUGAAGCCUCCCAUAGUCCCUAAAGUUUCCCACGAGGGUGACACCUCGAACUUUGAUGUUUACCCAGAGGACGACUGGAAGAAAGACCCCCCUGUGCCUCAGAAGGACUUAGAGAUCUUCAAGAACUUCUGAUCACUCAGCCCGGUUUAUUUAUUGAUGGAAUAUCUUGAGAAUUGACAACAUAUUGCAAAGUUGCUUUUACAAGUACAAUCAUGGAGCAGAUCCUUAUUUAUCAAAGCGGGGGGGGGGUCACACUUUAUCUGUAAUAAUGCCGUCCCCAAAGACAAACUCCAAAUGAUUGAUACUGUGACAUGUAUCAUACCACAGAGAUGAUUUGCUUUUUAUAUUUUUAUUUAUCUGACUCAAGUCAAACCUUUGCUGUUUAGAUUUUUUAUCACAGUUUUUUCUCUGAGCCUGCUCAUAUGCAAAAAAAAAAAAAAAGAAAAAAAAAAAUCUGGUUCCUCUGAAACCAAAAGACUGUUACUUUCUAGGUUAUAAC
Chelmon rostratus (copperband butterflyfish) is the source of this 1992-nucleotide messenger RNA. RefSeq names its product protein kinase X-linked (gene prkx). The record is from RefSeq and is a predicted model, not a curated record. Bases 567 to 1625 code for a protein of 352 amino acids. The transcript has 8 exons. Gene Ontology annotation, biological process: protein phosphorylation. Gene Ontology annotation, molecular function: protein serine/threonine kinase activity; ATP binding. NCBI's taxonomy places the organism in Eukaryota, Metazoa, Chordata, Actinopteri, Chaetodontiformes, Chaetodontidae.